Trichobilharzia szidati is the source of this 1002-nucleotide messenger RNA. The record is from the annotation of a GenBank genome assembly. Lineage: Eukaryota; Metazoa; Platyhelminthes; Trematoda; Strigeidida; Schistosomatidae.
AUGACUAGUGAAGUAUCAAUGCAAGAUCUUAGGCAAGCUACUGUUGUUCGUCAUACACCUACAAGUACAAAUGCAAGUACAUCGACUGAUCAUCCUACAACUAUAUUUAUCCAUAAUAAUAAUAAUAAUAACAACAAUAACAGCAGCAACAACAAUAGCAAUAAUAAUAAUAGUAAUAGUAAUAAUAUUACAAAUUGUACAAUUAAAAAAGAAGCGGAUACUUCUAUUCAAGACGAUCUGGACAUAUACAGUCCUCGGAAAGAGUAUACUAAAAAAUCUGUAGACUCUAGGUUAGCCAUCCGUCAUAGCCAUUAUGACGACGUUGAUGAUGAUGAUGAUGUUGAUGAUGACGAAGCAGAGCAAGAAGGCGAAGAGUCGGACAACGCUGAUGAUAUUGGCGGAAUAGCAGUGGAUGAAGAAGAUGAAAACUUAAAACGUUUAUUGCAUGGAAUGCAGAUGCGCACAGAACCCCAUAAUAAAGAUGUUCAACAACACUUGCUGUUAUUAUUACAAGAACAAAAACAACGAUUCCAAGAUGAACAGAGCCAUUCACGUCAAUCUGAGAAUUUAAAUACUACUAAUAAUACUAAUACUACUAAUAAUAUUCAUAAUCAACAGUUAUUAUUAUCACCAACAUUACAAAAUGGUUUAGAAGAGUGUACAAAAUGGCGUACUUGUCCAACUUUAAUAAUCCCAUCAAGGGAAUCAAUUGAACAGCCAAGAUGUCAUACUUGUAGAGAAAUUGUUUAUCCAUUAGAAGCAUUACAGACAAUUGGUCGAGUUUAUCAUAAAUCAUGUUUCAAGUGUCAUCAGUGCCAACGUGUUCUUACUUUGGGAAAAUACAGUGUAUGGGAAGGCAAUCCAUAUUGUGAACCACACUAUCUGGUCUUAUUCAAAUCAUUUGGACACUAUGAUGGCACUGCACCAAAGACUUCAAGUACAACAUAUGAUACACCAUCUCAUAGUGAGUAUUUUUUUCAUUUAUGUAUUAUACUCAUUUAA